Molecule: messenger RNA, 1479 nt
Organism: Saccharomyces paradoxus
Lineage: Eukaryota; Fungi; Ascomycota; Saccharomycetes; Saccharomycetales; Saccharomycetaceae
Gene: MEP1
Product: ammonium permease MEP1
Exons: 1
Coding region: 1-1479 (492 amino acids)
Biological process (GO): ammonium transmembrane transport
Cellular component (GO): plasma membrane
Molecular function (GO): ammonium channel activity
Source: RefSeq, a predicted model, not a curated record
AUGGAGAGUCGAUCUACAGGGCCUUUAACGACAGAGACUUACGAUGGCCCUACUGUGGCCUUCAUGAUUUUAGGUGCCGCCUUGGUAUUUUUUAUGGUACCUGGACUGGGCUUCUUGUACUCCGGAUUGGCAAGAAGGAAGUCUGCAUUAGCAUUAAUUUGGGUUGUAUUAAUGGCGACCUUGGUGGGUAUAUUGCAGUGGUAUUUCUGGGGUUACUCUUUGGCCUUUUCCAAGUCCGCUCCGAAUAAUAAAUUCAUCGGGAAUCUGGAUUCAUUUGGGUUUAGAAAUGUAUACGGGAAGAAGUUCGAUGAGGAUGUGUAUCCUGAGCUCGCGUAUGCAACCUUCCAAAUGAUGUUUUCCUGUGUCAAUUUGAGUAUUAUCGCCGGCGCCACUGCCGAAAGAGGCAGGCUGCUACCGCACAUGGUUUUCCUCUUUAUUCUAGCUACCAUUGGCUAUUGUCCAGUGACGUAUUGGAUUUGGUCACCAGGUGGUUGGGCAUACCAAUGGGGGGUCCUAGAUUGGGCAGGCGGCGGGAACAUUGAAAUCCUAAGCGCUGUUUCCGGGUUCGUUUAUUCUUGGUUUUUGGGUAAAAGAAAUGAAAAGUUGCUAAUAAAUUUCAGGCCCCAUAAUGUGUCGUUGGUCACUUUGGGUACGUCCAUACUGUGGUUUGGCUGGCUGCUAUUUAAUUCGGCAUCAUCAUUAUCUCCAAACUUGCGGUCAGUUUAUGCAUUUAUGAACACGUGCCUCAGCGCAAUUACUGGUGGAAUGACCUGGUGUCUUCUGGAUUACAGAUCAGAAAAGAAAUGGUCGACAGUCGGCCUGUGUUCCGGUAUCAUUUCUGGACUAGUAGCUGCAACGCCAAGCUCAGGCUGUAUAACCCUUUAUGGUUCACUUAUUCAAGGCAUCGUGGCAGGGGUUGUGUGUAACUUUGCAACGAAGUUGAAAUAUUACGCCAAAGUAGAUGACGCCAUGGAUAUUCUAGCUGAGCACGGAGUCGCAGGCGUAAUAGGACUAAUUUUCAAUGCCCUUUUCGGGGCAGACUGGGUCAUCGGUAUGGAUGGUACUACAGAGCAUGAGGGUGGCUGGGUAACUCACAAUUAUAAGCAAAUGUAUAAACAAAUUGCUUACAUUGCCGCAUCGAUUGGGUACACUGCCACUGUAACGGCGAUAAUUUGCUUUGUGCUUGGGUACAUCCCUGGUAUGAAGUUAAGAAUAUCUGAGGAGGCAGAGGAGGUGGGUAUGGAUGAAGACCAAAUAGGUGAAUUUGCAUACGAUUAUGUGGAGGUGAGAAGAGACUACUAUCUAUGGGGCGUAGAAGAAGAUUCUCAACGUUCUGAUGUAAAUCAUCGAGUGAACAACGCUCAUUUGGCAGCUCAACGCAGCAGCAGUGCUACUAAUAGUUCCUCGGACGGGAAUGAAGAAAUGAUUCAAUCCGAAAAGGUCGCACCAAUUCAUCAAGAAAAACCUGCCGGUAGGUAA